Messenger RNA from Bolinopsis microptera, 1374 nucleotides. RefSeq lists its product as uncharacterized. The transcript has 3 exons. Bases 1 to 1374 code for a protein of 457 amino acids. The record is from RefSeq and is a predicted model, not a curated record. NCBI's taxonomy places the organism in Eukaryota, Metazoa, Ctenophora, Tentaculata, Lobata, Bolinopsidae.
AUGAGUCAAAGUAAAUCUCAAAUCGACUUCAUCAUUUGCCGGAAGAAAUGGCGGAACUCCGUCAAGAACUCCGAAGCAUAUGGUAGUUUCCACAGUAUUGGCUCGGAUCACAGAGUAGUCGUAGCAAGGGUAAAGCUUAGUCUACGGAUAAGCAAGACGGAGAAGAGGGCUCCGGUUCUGGACUGGUCUAAACUUAAAACUGAUAUCGCUCUACAAGAGAGGUACACAGUGGAAGUUAAAAACCGCUUUUCCAUACUUGAAAAGGAUGAUCAGACGGCAACAGAAAGGUACCAAUGCUUUAUUGAUGCGAAUAGGACAACUUCUCGACUUUUACUACCUGAAAAGGAGAAAAAGAAAAGAUGUAAAAUCUCAGCGACUCCAAGUGUUGAGAUUGCCAGGCUGAAGCUGAGGGAAUGUAGCAUAAAAUACCACUCAGAUGCUACAGAAGACAACCGAAUAGCUGUUCAAGAGGGCAAACAGAAGCUAGGCGAUGCUUAUCAAGCAGCCAAAGAGCACCUGCUGGAGGGGCAGGUCCGGGAACUGGAGGAAGCAAGUUGGCAGGGCAGACAUGCUAAAAGCUGGACCAUGAUCAACAAGAUCACAGGUAAAGCUCCAUCAUAUACUGGCAAAAUCAAGGGAAACUCACCAACGGAAAGGGUUCAGAAAUGGAAGGACUAUUUUGCUACUCUUCUCGGCUCACCACCGACGGUAGAGAACGCGGAAGAGGAUAUUGAUCCAGUCCACCCACCUCUGAAUAUCGGAACAGAACCGUUUACGUUGGAUGAGUACAGGAAAGCAAAGUCCAGCAUAAAGGAAGGGAAAGCAUGGGGUGACGACAACAUAGCCCCAGAAGUCUUAAAACGAUGCGACCUUGAUCAAAUUGUCUUAGACUUCUGUAACAAUGCUCUAUUGAAAGGUGAGAAACCAGACCAAUGGUCAACUGCCAACAUCAUACCAAUUCCAAAGAAGGGCGACCUUAGCGAACCAAUGAACUAUCGGGGAAUAAGCUUGUCAUCCCUAGUUGCCAAGUCUCUAAACAAGAUGGUUCUAAACCGGUUGAAGCCAGAAAUCGAGACAAUUCUGCGUAGAAACCAGAAUGGAUUCAGACCAGGAAGGUCAACAACUCAACAGAUAUUGGUACUGAGACGUCUUAUAGAGGGUGUCAAGAAAUCCCUCUACGCUGACAUCCGUUCAACUAAGGAGGUUGUCACUGCAUUAUGUCUUAGCGAACGCUCUUCAAACCAGGGGUUGGUUAAUGAUGAUGUCACAGAGAAACUGAACAUGCUACAGCAAGAGAUAAAAGGCCUCCUUGUCGCUUGGCAACAGAAGCAGCAGCAGCCCUCGGCCUCCACCAAACAGGAUGCCACAGCCUAA